Molecule: messenger RNA, 909 nt
Organism: Suillus fuscotomentosus
Lineage: Eukaryota; Fungi; Basidiomycota; Agaricomycetes; Boletales; Suillaceae
Exons: 2
Coding region: 1-909 (302 amino acids)
Source: RefSeq, a predicted model, not a curated record
AUGGCCGAUCACUGGGAUGGGGGUCAAGAGAAUCUUUAUCUGAAAUGCCCAUUGCGUCGCAUCGAAUUUUGCAAGUGUUCGAAUGGAGCACGACAUGAGUUCCUCAUUUUUUUUUUCGGACACUGGAUAGAUGGUUCCUCUGCUGAAGCUGUGAUCUGCGUAGACCGCACCUUCAAGUUACGAACUCAAGACGACAAUUCCUCCAAACAGUUCCCUGGACUCGUCUCACAUUCAUCAUCUGAACCUAGCCCCGCCCUCGACUCCGUAUCCAUGGUUGGUUCCCCUCAGGACGCAAAGCCACGUCUCACUCAGAGUCACGGACCUUACACAACACUAUGCACACUCCGAUUUUCUCCAUCCCCCGCACCUUCCGCGCUUGAAGUUUCUACUGUCCUGUUUCUCGUACAUCAACAGGCCCCGGUGUAUGAUCUCAUCGACAGUCAAUGCUUCUGGUUUUCAGAUACCGUAUGGAGGAGUCUGAAAGCACUUUUCCCCAUAAAUCAAGAACUCUGCAAUUUUAACAACCACAAUUCACGUGCUCGUUAUGGUGGGUUCACAGUAGGACCUUCAGACCCGAGUGUCCAGGCUGUGUGUAAUGCUUACGAGUCAGAGUGGCAGAGGGUGUUGAAAAAGGUUGAGCAGGUUAAACAGUGCCAUGAAGCUGAACUAGCACAGGUUCUGCAGCGGGGCCUUGCUCAAGGUCGUGCUGAGCGACAAAUGGAAAUCAACCAGCUUCAUGUGAAGCAACAAAGUGAAAUUGACCGGCUUCGUGCGGAGCAACGCACUGAACUUGACCGGCUUCGUGCGGAGCGACAGCAUGAAGUUGACCAGAUGCGGCAGAUGCAGGCUGAACUUGCACAAUUUCGUGCAAUUAUGGGGGUUGCAGCUUCCGAAGGCACAAGAAACUGA